This is a messenger RNA of Grosmannia clavigera kw1407, 1722 nucleotides long. Its product is annotated as sulfate adenylyltransferase. Gene Ontology annotation, biological process: sulfur amino acid metabolic process. Gene Ontology annotation, cellular component: cytoplasm. The record is from RefSeq and is a predicted model, not a curated record. The transcript is spliced from 3 exons. Gene Ontology annotation, molecular function: adenylylsulfate kinase activity; sulfate adenylyltransferase (ATP) activity; ATP binding. The coding region runs from base 1 to 1722 and encodes 573 amino acids. Lineage: Eukaryota; Fungi; Ascomycota; Sordariomycetes; Ophiostomatales; Ophiostomataceae.
AUGGCCAACACUCCCCACGGCGGUGUCCUCAAGGACCUUCUAGCACGCGAUGCCCCUCGCCAUAACCAGCUGGCUGCCGAGGCCGAGACCCUGCCGUCUCUCCUCCUCAGCGAGCGUCAGCUGUGUGAUCUCGAGCUGCUCCUCACCGGUGGCUUCUCUCCACUCGAGGGCUUCAUGAACGAGAAGGACUACAACGGUGUUGUCAAGUCCAACCGGCUCGCUAAUGGCGCGCUCUUCAGCAUGCCCAUCACGCUCGACGCCAGCCAGGCGACAAUCGACGAGACGGGCAUCAAGACAGGCGCGCGGAUCACGCUGCGCGACCUGCGUGACGACCGCAACCUGGCCAUUCUCACGGUCACGGACGUGUAUCGGCCCGACAAAGCGCUCGAGGCCAAGGAGGUCUUUGGCGGCGACCCGGAACACCCGGCCGUCAAGUACCUGUUCGAGACGGCGGCCGAGUUUUACGUCGGCGGCACGCUCGAGGCAGUCAACCGGCUGCAGCACUACGACUUUGUCGACCUGCGCUACACGCCGGCCGAGCUGCGGUCGCACUUUGACAAGCUCGGCUGGACCCGGGUGGUGGCCUUCCAGACACGCAACCCGAUGCACCGGGCCCAUCGCGAGCUGACGGUGCGGGCAGCUCGAUCGCAGCAUGCCAACGUGCUGAUUCAUCCGGUUGUUGGGCUGACUAAGCCGGGAGAUAUUGACCACUUCACGCGCGUGCGCGUGUACAAGGCGCUGCUGCCGCGCUACCCCAACGGCAUGGCCGUGCUGGGUCUGCUGCCGCUGGCGAUGCGCAUGGGCGGUCCGCGCGAGGCCAUCUGGCACGCCAUUAUCCGGAAGAACCACGGGGCCACGCACUUUAUCGUCGGCCGCGACCACGCCGGACCGGGCAAGAACAGCAAGGGCGUGGACUUUUACGGUCCCUACGACGCCCAGCACGCGGUCGAGCAGUACCGUGACGAGCUCGGCAUCGAGGUCGUGCCCUUCCAGAUGAUGACAUACCUGCCCGACCGCGACGAAUACGCACCCGUCGACGAGGUGCCGCAGGGCGUGCGCACGCUCAACAUCUCGGGCACUGAGCUGCGGUCGCGCCUGCGCAGCGGCCGCGAGAUCCCCGAGUGGUUCUCGUACCCCGAGGUGGUGUCUGUGCUUUUUGAGUCGCAUCCGCCGCGUGCCCGCCAGGGCUUCACCGUCUUCCUGACCGGCUACACCAACAGCGGCAAGGACCAGGUGGCCCGCGCCCUGCAGCUGACCCUCAACCAGCAGGGCGGCCGCUCCGUCUCCAUGCUGCUGGGCGAGACCGUCCGCGGUGAGCUGUCGUCUGAGCUCGGCUUCAGCCGGGAGGAUCGUGCCCGCAAUGUCGGCCGCAUCGCCUUUGUCGCCAGUGAGCUGACCCGCUCCGGUGCCGCUGUCAUUGCCGCCCCCAUCGCCCCGUACGCCGACGCCCGCCAGCACGCCCGCGAGCUGGUCGAGAAGCACGGCGACUUCUACCUCAUCCACGUCGCUACCUCGCUCGAGCACUGCGAGCGCACCGACAAGCGCGGCAUCUACGCCCGCGCCCGUCGUGGCGAGAUCAAGGGCUUCACCGGCGUCGACGACCCGUACGAGAGCCCGGACAAGGUCGACCUGGUCGUCGACCUGGAGAAGCAGUCCGUGCGCGCCGUCGUCCACCAGAUCGUCCUGCUGCUGGAGAGCCAGGGCCUGCUAGACCGGUUUUAG